Podarcis raffonei (Aeolian wall lizard) is the source of this 3634-nucleotide messenger RNA. It is a transcript of the gene PANK4, whose product is annotated as pantothenate kinase 4 (inactive). NCBI's taxonomy places the organism in Eukaryota, Metazoa, Chordata, Lepidosauria, Squamata, Lacertidae. Gene Ontology annotation, molecular function: ATP binding; pantothenate kinase activity. Gene Ontology annotation, biological process: coenzyme A biosynthetic process. Gene Ontology annotation, cellular component: cytosol; nucleus. The record is from RefSeq and is a predicted model, not a curated record. Bases 42 to 2369 code for a protein of 775 amino acids. The transcript is spliced from 19 exons.
AAAGAGGCCGGGCACGCAGAGAGCGGGUCGAUGCGUCCAAAAUGGCGGAGCGGGGCGGGCGAGGCGGUGGUAGGAACAGCGGCGGCGUCAGCGGCAGCCUGGACAAGAGCAUCACCCUCCCGCCGGACGAGAUCUUCCGCAACCUGGAGAACGCCAAGCGCUUCGCCAUCGACAUCGGUGGGUCGUUGGCCAAAUUGGCUUAUUACUCAACAGUACAGCAUAAAGUGGCAAGAGUGCGAUCUUUUGAUCAGUCAGGAAAGGACGUAGAACACGAAUCGCCCUACGAAAUCACGGUGCAGGAAGAGAUAACGGCUCGGCUGCAUUUCAUUAAGUUUGAGAACGCCUAUAUUGAAACCUGUCUGGACUUCAUCAAAGACCAUCUCGUCAACACGGAAACGAAAGUGAUCAAAGCCACAGGAGGUGGUGCGUACAAAUUCAAAGACCUUAUUGAGAAGAAGCUGGGACUAAAGUUAGAUAAAGAAGAUGUCAUGACCUGCCUAAUUAAAGGGUGCAACUUUGUGCUAAAGAACAUCCCCCACGAGGCAUUUGCAUACAUGAAGGAUGCAGACCCAGAGUUCCGGUUUCAGAUGAACCACCCACAUAUUUUCCCUUAUUUGCUAGUCAAUAUCGGCUCGGGAGUUUCCAUAGUGAAGGUGGAAACGGAAGAUAAAUUUGAGUGGAUUGGAGGGAGCUCAAUUGGAGGGGGCACUUUCUGGGGUCUCGGAGCAUUGCUUACACAAACAAAGAAAUUUGAUGAGUUGCUGCAGCUUGCUUCGAAGGGACGGCACACAAACGUCGAUAUGCUUGUGAAGGAUGUUUAUGGUGGGGCCUACCAGACGCUGGGGCUAAGUGGAAACCUGAUCGCCAGUAGUUUCGGGAAAUCUGCCACAGCAGACAAAGAAUUUUCCAAAGAAGACAUGGCAAAAAGCUUGCUGCAUAUGAUCAGCAACGAUAUUGGGCAGCUGGCUUGCCUCUACGCCAAACUCCACAACCUGAACAAAAUUUAUUUUGGAGGCUUUUUUAUUCGAGGCCAUCCAGUCACCAUGCGCACAAUUACUUACAGUAUUAAUUUCUUCUCCAAGGGAGAGGUUCAGGCCUUGUUCCUGAGGCACGAAGGAUACCUGGGAGCCAUCGGGGCGUUUCUGAAGGGAGCCGAGCAAGACAAUCCUAAUCAGUACAGCUGGGGGGAAAACUACGCUGGCAGUUCUGGGCUCAUGAGCACGUCGCCGGACAUCUGCCCCAUGCAGCGAGAAAGGAGCGGAACGUUUGACAUGUUGGAAAUGGAUCGUUUGGAACGACCGCUUGUCAAUCUUCCCUUGCUGAAGGAUCCAUCCACCUACAUCCCGGACACAGUUGACCUCACCGACGAUGCCAUGGCUAGGAAGUACUGGCUCUCAUGCUUCGAGGAGGCCUUGGACGGGGUCGCGAAGCGAGCUGCAGCCAGCCAGCCAGAGUCUGUUGAUGCAGCUGAGCGAGCCGAGAAGUUCCGGCAGAAGUACUGGGACAAACUUCAGACGCUCCGGCAGCAGCCUUUUGCCUACGGCACCUUAACUGUUAGAAGUCUGCUGGAUACGAGGGAGCACUGUUUGAAUGAGUUCAACUUCCCAGAUCCCUACUCCAAGGUAAAACAGAAAGAAAACGGCAUCGCACUAAAGUGUUACCAGAGUGUUAUCGACUCUUUGGAUUCACUAGGCUGGGAGGAGCGGCAGUUCGCUCUGGUGAAAGGACUUCUUGCAGGGAACGUCUUUGACUGGGGAGCAAAAGCAGUCUCAGACGUUCUUGAAACGGAGCCGCAGUUUGGAUUUGAGGAAGCCAAGGAAAAACUGCAAGAACGCCCCUGGCUCGAAGAUUCCUACAAUGAAUGGCUGGCACGACUCAAGGCCUCCCCUCAUAAAUGUGCCUUAAUUUUUGCAGAUAACAGUGGAAUAGACAUCAUAUUAGGCGUCUUCCCCUUUGUCAGGGAGCUGCUCUCUAGGGGCACAGAGGUUAUAUUGGCUUGCAAUUCUGGGCCUGCGCUAAAUGAUGUCACUUACAGUGAGUCCCUGCUUGUUACAGAGAGGAUAGCAGCUACGGAUCCUGUCAUACGAGAUGCCUUGAAGGAAGAGAAAUUGCUCUUGGUACAGACAGGCUCAAGUUCACCCUGCUUGGACCUCAGCCGUCUAGACAAAGGUUUGGCCAACCUGGUCCGGGAGCGGAAGACCGACCUGGUCAUCAUCGAAGGAAUGGGCCGCGCCAUCCACACCAACUACUAUGCAGCCCUCAAAUGUGAGAGCCUCAAGCUUGCCGUCAUCAAGAACUCUUGGCUGGCCGAUCGCCUCGGCGGGAAGAUCUUCAGCGUCAUUUUCAAGUACGAGGUGCCCCUCAAAUGAUCCGGGCGAGGAGAGACUCCAGGGGGUGAGCGGCGGCUGGAAACAGGACUUGCACUAGUUUUACUUUAAUUGUAAAGAAUGUAUUUUUAUUACCACAGGGAAAAUGAGUUCACACAAUUCCGUAUUUAUAUUGUGCUUUUAUGAUUUAAGGAAAGCGACAAUAUGAUUCAUUAUUUAUAUAUAUAUAUAUAUAUAUAAACUUACAAACACACACAAUUGUUUAUAUAUCUUUAUAUAGAUAUAUAUGUGUUUGUGUGUGUAAUGGAUUAUGUAUCUCACUCAUAUUGUUUUGGGUUUUCUCUUCAUUUUUUUUUUGUAAGUGCUUAUCUUAAUGCUGUGGUGUUUGCGAUGGGAAAAGACUUGAUUUUUUCUUCUUCUGUGAGACAUUCAUAUUGAAAUAUUUAAAUGCCAGUGAAGAAUCUCUUUUUAUAUUUUGGCCUAAAUAUACACCAGCCAUUUACUUGGCAGAUACCAAAUAGAGUUUUUAAAGAGCUGGAGGAGAAGUCUGUUUUUGCUUUGGAUCCAAAUCCUUCGCUCCCAUUCCCCACCCUCACGCAGUAGGAUUUUCUCAGAGGCUGCAGGCCUGGAAGAGUUGCUUUAGAAAUGUGAAGCAGGAAAACUAACUCCAAGGGACUGUGGCUCUCAAGCUUCCCCUACCGCUACCUCACUCUUUAAAUCUGAAGCCCCACAGGUUAAAAUAAUUCACAAGGUCUGCAAAGCCUGAACCAGCAGGCAAAAUUGGCAGCUGCUCGUGAACCGAUUGUGUAUCACAUCUAAAAAUGAAACUUUGAAAGCUUCUAAGCACGCUGACUUGAGUUGAAAGUAUCUUGUCCCUUUUCCCUGUUCCCAAAACAAAUCAAUUUGCUUUCUCGUUUAAUGCAUUUAUAUUCCACUUUUUUCUCCUAGCAGCUCCCAGAUUUGAACUUUGGCCUCCCAGGUCCUAGUCUAACACCCUUAACCACUGCAGGACACUGUCUCUCUCACACACUUGGCAAACUACAGACUUUGAUGUGUAGAUAUAUAUACAAGGAGGCAGCUUGGUCAUAACUUGCUUUUAUUUAGAUGACUUUUGUGAUACAUAAAAAUGUUGCUAUUUCUUUUGUUCCGUUUGUAAGGCAAGGUGGUUGGCUUGCAGAGAGGGUUUUAAAAGAGACUUCUACAGGGAGAGAGAGACAGCUCUGUGUAGCGGUAGCUUGUAUCCUAACUUAAUCUGCCCUUUCGUUUUAAAUCCCCAGCACAUAUUAAAAGAAGUAACUUGUGGCAGA